Vollenhovia emeryi is the source of this 3833-nucleotide messenger RNA. It is a transcript of the gene Doa, whose product is annotated as dual specificity protein kinase CLK2. Gene Ontology annotation, cellular component: nucleus. Gene Ontology annotation, biological process: protein phosphorylation. Bases 341 to 2590 code for a protein of 749 amino acids. Gene Ontology annotation, molecular function: protein kinase activity; ATP binding. NCBI's taxonomy places the organism in Eukaryota, Metazoa, Arthropoda, Insecta, Hymenoptera, Formicidae. The transcript is spliced from 9 exons. The record is from RefSeq and is a predicted model, not a curated record.
GUCGUCGUCCUGCUGAUCAUCGUCGUGGUUGUAGCUUAGUGUUUGCCUCGGCGGCGUUCUUUCUCCCUUCGUGAUCGGCGUGCCCGCGCCUUUCCGUAGUGAUGCACCUGCGUAGAAGACCGUCUCGUCAGCCUCGAUGUCUUCGCGUACGAUCGCUCUUGUGGCCACUCUCGCACGACGACUUGGCCGCUGCGGCUCGGGCAUGUCGCGCUGAGACCGCCUCGCGUGAUCCGCCAGGACGAUCUUGAGCGUUCCGUCGAGGAUCGGAGUUGUCUGACCUGGGAGAUCCAGUGGUAACGCGUAGCUUUCGCGAUUUGACAGCGGUACCGGGCUGCGCCAAAUGUUCAUAUUCGCGCCGCGCGACACCAUGUCGACCUCCCGACAGGGCUCGGUCGCGCGACGGGGCCGUUUCGCCCGCUCGUCCACCACGACCAGCGUGACGCAAAUGCUGAGCGACUCCUGCACGAGCCUCCUACAGAAGUUGACGACGAAAGUACGCGGAACGUCCGCGCUCAACGACCGCGCCACGGCCGCGAGGCGAUCGCCCAUGGUCGGCCGACUUGGUAGCACGCGAACACGCUUAGAGAACAAGUACAGCACGAUUUUAGACAAGUAUUCCGGCAAGAGACACGCCGACAACUCGGAGCGAGGCGUCCGCGGUUAUUCGCGGAGGCAGGAGCGCGAUCACAGCUAUUACCACCGAGACGACAGUCCGUUUGUGCGCGACGACAAGACUCUGGAGCCCUCGAUGACUCGCACCAUCGUCAAGAGUCCCACCAGUGUGCUUCUCAGCGAGAAGGCUUAUCCUUACGUGAGCUCCGCGAUAAGCAGAGAACCCAGGCGCGAGAAGACGCCCGCCUACAGCCGCACAGCUCGGCAGACUUUACUCAACUCGGAAGCUUAUCGUCGCUACGGCAGACACAAGUCCGGACACGCGGAAACGCGCAGCCGGAAGGUGAGGCCGCAUCGAAACGGCAAGAGCGAGCAACUGGAAGCUCACUCUACGUCCCUGAGGUUGUCCCGACCAGUCAAGAUCGAACCGUUGACGUUUACGGUCGGCGAAGAGAUCACGGUCGAUCCGGACAAGACGCCAGUCGCCAGCAACAACGCGGAGAGCUUCGUCGGUGACGCCGCUCAGAAUGUUGUUACGCGGAACGCUUACGACGUGCUAGCCGAGGAUGCGGAUCCGGCGGUGUCGGACCGGGCGGCCAAGCGAAAGGAGAUCCAAAGUCUGAUCCUCAAGUACGCCGCCAUGGAGGACACCUACAGCCAGCUGGCGGCCGGUGGACAGGCGAGCGCGCGUCCCAGCACGACGGACCUCAUCGCCAGCAAGUACAGGAAGAGCAAUCACCAGCAAAACAACCAGAGUGACGACGCGUCCAAGGGCGCGGUAGUCCCGGGUAGCGCGAGCGCGAUUAACGAGGUGGAUAAGAUCCACGACGCGAUCAGCCCACGACCGCCCUCCGUCGAGGACGACGAAGACGGCCACCUUGUAUACCAAUCCGGCGACAUCCUGGCAAAUAGAUAUAAAGUACUGGCCACCCUAGGAGAGGGUACAUUUGGAAAAGUUGUCAAGGUUAAGGACUUGCAAAUGGAUCAUGUGAUGGCUCUGAAGAUUAUUAAAAACGUGGAGAAGUACAGGGAGGCAGCAAAGUUGGAGAUAAAUGCUCUUGAAAAGAUUGCUUUCAAGGAUCCGGACGGCCAGCAUCUAUGCGUGAAGAUGCUCGAUUGGUUCAAUUAUCACGGGCACAUGUGUAUCGCGUUCGAGAUGCUCGGUCUGAGUGUUUUCGACUUUCUGGUGAGUAUUCCGAGGGAUAACAGUUACCAGCCGUAUCCACUGGAACACGUCAGGCAUAUGGGCUAUCAGCUUUGUUACGCCGUAAAGUUUUUGCAUGACAACAAGCUCACGCACACGGAUCUUAAACCGGAGAACAUCUUAUUCGUCGACUCGGACUACGACAGCACGUAUAACAAUAAAAAGCUCUUUCUUUUCAAGCGGAGGGACAUGAGACGCGUCAAGCGAACCGACAUCAGACUUAUCGACUUUGGUAGCGCUACUUUCGACCACGAACAUCAUAGCACGAUCGUUAGCACGAGACAUUAUAGAGCACCCGAAGUCAUUUUAGAACUGGGCUGGUCUCAACCCUGCGACGUUUGGUCCAUUGGCUGCAUCUUGUUCGAGUUAUACCUGGGCAUUACGCUAUUCCAAACACAUGAUAACCGCGAGCACCUGGCAAUGAUGGAACGCAUACUUGGCACGAUACCACAUCGUAUGGCCCGCAAAACUAAGACCAAGUACUUCUAUCACGGCAAGCUGGAUUGGGACGACAAAAGUUCGGCCGGCAGAUAUGUACGAGAAAAUUGCAAGCCGCUACAUCGUUAUAUGCUGUCUGAUGAUGAGGAGCAUCGUCAACUGUUCGAUCUCAUACAAAGAAUGUUGGAGUACGAACCCGCGCAACGCAUUACUCUGAAGGAUGCGUUGAUCCAUACAUUUUUCGACACUUUACCGGCAUCUCAAAGAUUGCCUGACCCGCGGGCAGCGGGUGAUUCUCAACAAUCUCACGAACGAUCACAUUCACUCUCUCGAUGAAGCUAGGAAAGGGACCGACUUCCGUGCUGGACAGACACUCCACUUUCAACAACACUACUGCCCUACGUCUUCGUUCUGAUAUCAUUACUUUUCAUGAAAACAUGCUUCUUUCGUAACUGCGAAGUUCGAUGACGUGGCAAGAUAUGACACGAACAUUGACAUUUGAAAGCUAGUGCGUGCACAAGUGUAUAAAUAUCGAUCAUUGGAAUUUCUCAUUUAAUCCGUGCUCGAUUUAACUUGGAACUAUAUCUAGGAAUUACACGUAGAAAAAGCAGUAGUGCGGUGGUGCCGUGGAAUUUGGACUAAUUCGAAUAUAUUCUAUGACGAGCGAUUAGAUUUCUGACAUUUAUCAUCUGAUAAGAUCAGUGGUCUGCGUCUGAGUUUUCAUCGCAAUUGUCGAUCAUGAGGCAGCGACGAGGUCCCUGUUACUGGCGCGCAAAGUGUCGCCAGUGUGUCUGCUCAGUGUAGCGUAACAGAGUCCCACAAUUGUAAACAAUUUUUUAAAUGCUCUUCUGUACAUUUUUGUCCCUUAAAUUUAUUACCAUGUUAUUGUGCGAUAUAAACAAGUUUGGAGUAAAGAUCACUUUCGAGGUCCGCAAUUUAUAAUCUGUUCUAAAUUGACGACCGCGAACGUGUUCUGGCAGUAUCAGACUAGUGAUAAAGUGGAAGAUAGUUUUACUCGUACACGUCGAUAGAGACGACGGGAAUCGAGAAAAACGAGCGCGAAAGGGAAUGUGUGAUUAACGAUCACCAAUUCAUCGUUGUGAAUUAUAUACAUCUUGAAACGUAAGAAUACAUAAUUGUCUUAGAAAAUAUUCUCUCAAUGGUUCUUUUCUUUCGUUCGUUUCUGAUCUAUUGAGUCUGAAAAGAGAACUUGCGCAACUUCUUCAUGAUGUACUUCUUGCCGAUUUAGCCAACCGCCUUUAAAUUCUUGGCCUAAUUGAAGAAAAUUUUUUGCUGAUUCUGUAUUACUGUCUUAGAAAAAUUCAAAUUAAAAUGAUGACAUAUGCCGAGUGUUACGGAAAAUAAUUAUUGAACGUUAUGUAAAAAGGCACUCUCUACUUCUUUUUAUCACGGACAUAUUUAAUUUGCACAACUGUAUCACCCGUGUAACUUUUGUUUGACCUUAGUAUACUACAUCUAUGAAAUAAAGAAUAUAUCUACUGCUCAUCAAAUGAUCUGGAAAUGUCUACUGCAAAAAAGGAAACGAUAUUUCAAGUAGCAAUAAAUACAUUUCUUUCAA